UUUUGUUUCGUUUCACCAUCAGUUAAUAAAAGUUCUGUUUGAUAGAACUCUAAUUUCGAUUUGGGAAAGUUCGAAAUAUGAUCUCGAAAGCCCUACGUGUUAUUCCCUUAUGGCAUGUAUAACUCGUUGUGUCAAAAAUGCUUUCUGCUCGCUUCAAUGGUAUAUUCCAUGUGGUCUAAAUUUAGCGAAGGAAGGUAUUUAAAACCGUUUUGCAUUUAAAUGUAAGUGAAAGCGGGUGCUCUUUGUUCAUUAUUUUGACAUGCAUUGUGUUCUUAAUCUGAGAUGUAUGAGCCAUUACAGGGUUUUCACUGCUUUGUGACAAAGGUAGUACCGUAUGCCGCAUAAGAAUAUAGAAUGAAAACAACUCGUGUGGUGUCAAAGUUAUCAUAAGGGUGACGGAAUUUACAUUUUAAACCAAUAAAGGGAAAAAAAUGCCCCAGACUGGUGAUCUCUUAUUGUGGAAAGUAUUUGACCGGUUGAAUUACAUGGGGAAGUUAGUGAACUAACAAGAAUGCAUUAAAAGAUCCAGUCUUUUUUCGGCAAGCGUAAAAUUGGUAUGAUAAAUGGGUCUGAUGUCAAUUGUGUGAUGACCUGUCUCAAAACAGUGUCAUUGAACACAAGAACCAACUUCGAGUUCGAACUCCUCACUAAGAUUUCAUCUAAGCUAAUUCCAGUCAAAUAAUUUUAUCAGUUCUCAUUUCGCCUCAAGCAUUAGUGUCCGAUUUUUCGAACAUUUCAACUUUACACGGGUUUACUUUUCAUGAAACCAGAGUAAUCAGUGUUUAUUUUGUAGCUUCCACCGGUCAGAUUUUGUAGUGGGCGGGAAUUACAACAUGUUUCGUCUAUUUCGCACUUUUAUGUGGGGUGCCCACUGUAAAUGGAACUUGCCAAAGGUGUUGAAAACCAAUCGAAUUAGUCAGCUAACUCUUCUGACGACAAUUAUUUGAGAUUUUCAUCGUGCGUUUUUUGCAUGUGUUAGAAUGCAGAUUGAAGGAUAUUGACCCGCAGGAUCCGUUCUUCUGAAAGUAAUUUACAUUUGUCUGGUUCAAAAUCCCCUGCAGUUUUGACUGUGCCUUGACAUUUUGGCGAGGAAGUAUGAAUUUUUGUUAGUUAAUCGAGCCCUAAGGAGAUAAGAAGUUUACUCUUUUGUCAAAAGUUGUUGAUUUUCAACCUUUUAAGUGCGAUACAAAUACAUAUUAACAAACGGGGCCGAUAUCAAUCUACAUUAAGGCGGGCGAUGUUGGAUCACUACGUGACAGAAAUGCCUGCUUAAUCCUUGGAUUCCUUUACCAGAGAUUUUGCUUAAGUUUUUUGUCAAAGAUUGCUCUCAUUGUUUUUUUUGUGUGUGUUCUUUAUGUGUCCACUGCUGGUGACCAGUGUUAUAUCCUUCCGACACCUGCGCCGCCCACCUCUUGACCAACAAAAGAAACACGAUUUGUGGAAAGGUGUCUGCGAAGGAUUGGAGCAGUCAGAGGCGAUCAGCCUCCGAUUAAAUGCUUUCGACUCUAAUCUAGCUGAAACAACCGCGUUUAUUCUUCUUUCGAUGACUUCUAAGUGUAUCGCUUUGUUCAGGAAAUUGUAUUUUUAUGAAAGGUCUCUCUUAUGAUGGAAGAAGGUUCAUAUUUUGCUAUUUCUUUUAAGGUAGCACUCAUAGCUGGUUGUUAAUUGCAAAUGAUGAACCGAGCGCCUGUGACGUUCAGGAACGGCGAUUCAGCCUGACAGGUCGCUCUAUAAACACGCGUUUGUCAAAUGUUAAGAGUUGUAAAAACUCCGGUCAACGGCGACGUUAACGCCAACAAAGAAACUGGUGCCACCUUCAUUAUGCAACAUUAAAGCGUGCCUUUCUAAAUGCUCGCCGUUCCCUCGUGUUUUGAUUGGAAAUCGUUGCCACCAGUUAAGCGAAUCUAGAGUUUCAGCCGUCUUUAAGAAGUAAGAUUUUAACCAGCAAAGUAAUUUUUUUGCACUUCACAUUGCAGCAUUGUUUGAUCUGUUUCCCUGCAGGACUUUGCAACUGCACGGAAAUUGCGCCUGUGUGUCGGAACGUGCACUGUCAUUUAAGGUUCAUUUAAAUGGCUUUGUGACCAGGUGGGUUGGCCAUCUGAGUUUUAUUUGAAUUUGUAUUGUUUACCUGUGGGUCUUUUAAAUACACGUGCGUCCGUUAAACCUUCAUUCAUUUGUAACACACCGUGCAUCGGGUUGAGAACACUCGAAUGCAUCCUCUUAUCUCAAGCCGUACGAUGAUGAAUCGUUCUCAACUCAAUCUUUCACCUUGUUCUUCACCACUUGCCUCGUUUAAAGACAAGUUUGAAUUCCCAGCCCCUUCAGACCUUUGGCCCUCAUUUUCGUUCCCAACGCCACCGACUUCGCCGGUCGAAUUCUGCAGCAACUGUCAAGAGGUUACGAAAGAGAUGCGCUGGCACGCCGCCUCGGGUCCGUGGGGAGAACUGAGGGAAAUCUCGGACGAAGAAAUCGAAGUGGACGAUGUCCCAUUCGAAAUUGCGCGGCAAUUUUGCGGAAUGCGCGCCGAAUCUCCCGCCAUUCUCAAUGACAUAAUGUGGAGCGGAGAUCGAGUCAGGAGGCCAGAUUCUACCACCGAUUUCGAAGCUCGAUUCAGUUUGUCGUCAACUCCGACAUGCUUUGAUCAACCGAUUAGCCAUACAUUUGUCGAGCCGGAAGAGCUGUUCUCAUUCUCGUUGCUAAGCCACUGCAGUGAUCAAGACGUUGGUAUGUUGGACAGACUCGCAAACGGUGAUGCUGCCUUCAAUAUUCCAUCAGAGGACCUUCCAUCCGAAACAGAGGAAGAUGAAAUCGACGUUGUAAGUGUCACAGUAGACAAAACAAAGGAAGAAGUCGUCACCACCCGUCUAAGUCCAGACACCACCCAGCAGGAAGACAGAUCGAUGAACACCCCGCCAAAACAGCGCUGGACUAAAGGAAAAAACGAAGAAUCAUCCGAGCCGGGAAACGAAGAUGGAAAUGGACGUAUUUCUCACAAUGAUUUGGAAAGGAAGCGACGCAACGAUCUACGGAAUCGUUUCCAGUGUCUUCGAAGAAGCAUCCCAUCAUUAGAAGAGAGCGAACGCGCAGCUAAGAUAACAAUUUUGAGGAGAGCAUCGGAAUUUAUACCUUUACUUCAAAAGGAGGAGGAGAAAUUACUGGCGCUUAAAGCGGAAGAAAAGAAACGAAAUGCUGCCCUUUUGAACACUCUCAUGAAACUUACAAAAAACAAGAGAAGAUGAACGCAAUUUGCGCCCUGAGGCAUUUAGGUGUGGUUUUCGGAUUUCCUCUUUCGCGUUCACACUUCACUAACACAUAUAUCUUCAUACUUGAAUACUUUUCUAAACCAUAAUUAUUUUGAUAUGGAUUUUUUCUUGUGUACGCACAAACACUUUUUCAUUGUUAGUCGUUUUUUACCUCGUGCAGAAAUUUUUGUCAGCAGUGUUCACGGGCUCGUGUUGUUUUGUGGUUAAUUCACGUUAUCAAUCAAAAAACGCAAGGAAAGUACUUAAAUGUAACUAAAAGUUCUCUUUUCAUUGACCUAAUAUUUAUAAGAAACUUGAUAAAAAAGACAGAAGAACUGAAUAAAGGAAAUAAACAAAGCAAACAAAAAAACAAUAAAAAAUAGCACAUAAUGGUACGAACAACAGCAAAUAGGCUGCUGAAAUGUGUAAAGCAGCUCGAGCGCUCCUCAAGAUUCUCCCAAAAUAUUUCUCUGUGAAAUAUGCAUAAUCACAAUGAACAACCUGUGAUGCUGUAGAUUCUCAGUGGUACCUCAGUUAGUUGAUGGUAACCUAGCUUGUCUUACUUUUGAUAUGAUCUUUCCUGAACGCGUGUUUACUUCAUCUAUCCUCGUUGU
Messenger RNA from Pocillopora damicornis (cauliflower coral), 3856 nucleotides. RefSeq lists its product as uncharacterized. Gene Ontology annotation, biological process: regulation of DNA-templated transcription. The record is from RefSeq and is a predicted model, not a curated record. Lineage: Eukaryota; Metazoa; Cnidaria; Anthozoa; Scleractinia; Pocilloporidae. Gene Ontology annotation, molecular function: protein dimerization activity; DNA-binding transcription factor activity.